Molecule: messenger RNA, 660 nt
Organism: Epithele typhae
Lineage: Eukaryota; Fungi; Basidiomycota; Agaricomycetes; Polyporales; Epitheliaceae
Exons: 4
Coding region: 1-660 (219 amino acids)
Source: RefSeq, a predicted model, not a curated record
AUGAAGUUCACCGCCCUCUCCGCCAUUCUUCUCGCCGCCUCCGCUGUGCAUGCUCAGAGCACGACGAGCUCCGCGAGCACCUCAAUCCCGUCGGGCGUCACUCCCUGCAUCCUCAACUGCGUCUCCCAGGCCGCCUCCGCCGCCGGCUGCAGUGGCUUCUCGGACCUCGCGUGCGUGUGCACCAACACCCAGUUCCAGCAGCAGGCCCAAAGCUGCCUCGAGAGCUCCUGCACCCCCGCCGAGGUCGCCGCCGCACAGGCCCUCCAGAGCUCCGAGUGCCUCGCAGACGUCCCGCGCACGCCCCAUGUGGUCGCGCGCUUCCGCAAGGUGCCCGCGCUGCAGUCAGAGCAGGCGGUCAUGUGCGUGUCGCACCUCGCAGCGUUCCCAUUCUCGAGCGCCGUUUCCUCUGUCGCCUCGUCUAUUACCUCCUCCGCGUCCUCCGCCAUCAGCUCCAAGCUUUCCUCCGCCGGCUCUUCCCUCAGCUCCGCCGCGGCCUCCCUCACAUCAGGCACGUCCGCAUCGGGAUCGAACACCGGGGCCGCCCGGACGUCCAGCGCGGCGGGCGCGCUCCGUGCCGAGUGGGGGCUCGCGCGCGGCGGCGCGGCGGCUCUCGCGGUGGCCGUCGUCGGUGUCGUCGCGGGCGCGGCGAUGGUGUUCUGA